AUGCCGUCGUGGCCUGAACUACUGGCGGGCCAGUCCCUGUCGCAUCUGCCGGCUGACUUUGUCGCCCCUUCGCCGCCCAAGAAUGUCGAGUCCGUUGUAACGACGGAGCAUGCAUUGCAGCCAGACCGACUGCUUGCCGCCUUUUAUCUGCUCGUCUCCAAGCUGACCGGCGAUGUUGACAUUUCUGUCGGAACAAACGAUAGUGAAGGACGUUACUAUGUCUUGCGGGUGCCCAUCAAGCAAGAGACCAGCUUUGAUGAGCUCGUUGAGCAGAUGCGGACUAUUCGCAAAGACGUUGAGCCACUUGCUGCUACAUUCAAGGCACAGGGCCCUGCCUGCCAUGUUCGUUUCAUGACGGAUCAGGCAGCUGCAUUGCAAGGCUCUUCGGACCUCGAUAUUGAUAUGACACUCUUUUGCACGCACACGCAACUCAAGGCUUCCUACAAUUCGCUGCUCUUUUCGUCACAUCGCAUCAAUAUUUUGCUCGCCCAAAUCAAGCUGCUUGCAUCUACAACGAGCCAAGAUCCGGUAGGUCAGCUCGGCAUUAUAGAUCAAGAUCAAGCGGCUAUUUUGCCGUACCCAUCUAAAGACCUGCACUGGAACCAGUUCCGCGGUCCAAUUUCGAGCAUCUUCAGUGAGAAUGCAGCAAAGCACCCAGAGCGUCCUUGUGUCGUUGUGUCUCAGUCUCAGGGCGCUGAUCUCGUCUACACAUAUGAUCAGAUUCACAAGCGUUCCAAUGCGCUUGCACAACAUUUUAUUGCUUGUGGUAUCAAAAAGGGUGACAUUGUUGUCUUGUACGCCUAUCGUGGCGUUGAUCUUGUGGUGGGCGUCAUGGGUAUUCUAAAGGCCGGUGCUACGUUUUCUGUUAUUGAUCCUGCGUAUCCUGUUGAGCGACAAUGCAUCUAUCUGUCUGUUGCACGUCCUGUGGGUUUGGUCGUACUGGAAAAAGCUGGAACUCUGAGCGACCAUGUCAGAAAUUGGGCCAACGACAACCUCCAGCUCAAGGUAGAUGUCUCUGACUUUGCCAUCAGCGACGAUGGCAACACCCUGCGUGGCAUUCCUUCAGAUGUUUCGACAGACAACACGAACGUCGAGAUUGGACCGGAUGAUAUUCCGACACUUUCCUUCACUUCUGGAUCUGAAGGCGUGCCUAAGGGCGUCCGUGGCAGACACUUUUCGCUCACUUACUAUUUUCCCUGGAUGGCACAACAUUUCGGCUUAUCAGAGUCGGAUCGCUUCACUAUGCUAUCUGGUAUCGCACAUGAUCCUAUCCAGCGAGACAUCUUUGCACCACUGUUCCUGGGCGCUAGCUUGAUUGUGCCGACUGGCGAUGAUAUUGGCACGCCAGGACGUCUUGCUGAGUGGUGUGCAUUGAAAGAGGUGACUGUAACACAUUUGACACCAGCAAUGGGUCAAUUGCUGUCUUCACAGGUCGCUGCUGGUGUGCAAAUCCCUACAUUGCGCAAUGCCUUUUUCGUUGGCGAUGUGCUCACAAAGCGUGAUGUCAAGAGACUUCAAGGACUCGCUAGAUCAGUCGACAUCAUCAAUAUGUAUGGCACCACCGAAACACAACGCGCUGUUUCAUUUUACCGCAUUCCAAGCUUCGACAAGGAUCCACGAUUCCUAGCAAGCUGCAAGGAUAUUAUGCCUGCUGGUCAAGGCAUGCAGGAUGUGCAGCUCCUUGUCGUCUCAAGAGACGGUAGCAGGCAACUGUGUGGUGUUGGUCAAGUUGGCGAGAUUUAUGUUCGUGCAGCUGGGCUCGCUGAGGGCUACCUUGGCUUGGAUGAUUUGACCGGUACGAAAUUUGUGACGAAUUGGUUCGUCAAGGAUGACACCUGGUCUAGUCUGCAAUAUACGGGUGCAGGACAAUGGAAAGGCGCACGCGACAGGUUGUACCGCAGUGGUGACUUGGGUCGCUAUUUGCCAGAUGGCAAUGUUGAAUGCAGUGGCCGAGCCGAUGAUCAAGUCAAGAUUCGCGGUUUCCGUAUUGAGCUUGGCGAGAUUGAUACACAUCUUUCCAGGCAUCCACUUGUUCGCGAAAAUGUCACCCUAUUGCGCCGCAACAAGGACGAAGAACCCACCCUUGUUUCUUACUUUGCUAUUAUUGAAGCGACUGCAAAAGUAUUGUCUGCCAUGCCCGCUGAUCGCCUAGUUGAGCGCAUGCAACGAUUCCAGCCGCUCGUCAAGGAUAUCCGCGAGUACUUGAAGGGCAAGUUGGCUAGUUAUGCCGUGCCGACAGUCUAUGUGCCGAUGGAGAAGAUGCCACUCAACCCCAACGGCAAAGUGGACAAGCCUGCCUUGCCCUAUCCUGAUACGGCGCAACAGCAAGCAGUCUCGCAGAAGCCUACCGGCGAAAUGGAUGCCACGCAGCAGACACUGCAUGAUAUCUGGCGAGAGAUUCUUCCUCAUGCGCCUGGCAAUAUUGCGCUGAAUGACAAUUUCUUCGAUCUCGGCGGCCACUCGAUUCUAGCGACGCGUCUCAUCUUCAAAUUGCGACCAGAAUUUGUGCUGGAUAAUGUGCCACUGGGUUUGAUUUUUAAGGAGCCCACUAUCGGUGGUCUUGCCAAGGAGAUUGAGCGGCUUCGUGCUGGUGAUGCCAGUAUGUCGAGGGAUGGCGAGCCAAGUGCGUCUGAGCCAGCAUAUGCAGAAGAUGCCAAGUCUUUGAUGCAGAGCCAUCUCGCAUCCUCCUACACCAAGCGUGAAGUAUUCGGCGAUGAUGAAAAGCUGGUCGUGUUUGUCACGGGAGGUACUGGUUUCCUGGGUGCGUUCUUGAUUCGUGACUUGCUGAAACGAUCCAACACGAAGCAGGUGAUUGUGCACGUCAGAGCCAAGGAUGAAGCAUCUGGUCUUGCGCGUCUUGUUGCGAAUCUACAAGGUCAUGGCUGUUUCGACGAGGCUGAUCGGUCUCGCUUGUCGGUUGUUAUUGGUGACCUCGCACAAGACCGUCUUGGUCUUUCUGAUGCAGCUUGGACUACUGUCUGUGAAGAAGCCGAUGCAGUCAUUCACAAUGGCGCUGUUGUACACUGGGUCUUUCCCUAUCCUCAAAUGCGAGCCGCCAAUGUCAUGGGCACACUCUCGGCCAUUGCUCUUUGUUCAGAAGGGAAAGCAAAGACAUUUACAUUUGUUUCGUCGACCUCAGUCCUGGACACAGAAUACUUUGUUCGGGAAUCGGAUCGUCUUGUUGCACAAGGUGAAGAUGGUAUCCUUGAGACGGAUGACCUAUCUGGCUCUGCUACAGGCUUAGGCACUGGCUAUGGACAAUCCAAAUGGGUCGGUGAAGCACUCACACGUGAAGCAGGCCGUCGUGGUCUUUCAGGGUGCGUUGUUCGACCUGGUUACAUUGUUGGCGAUACACAUACCGGUGUGACGAAUACCGAUGAUUUCUUGAUUCGUUUGGUCAAGGGAUGUAUUCAGGUGGGUUCAUUCCCGAAUAUCCACAAUCCUGUCAAUAUGGUCCCUGUGGAUCACGUUGCGCGUGUUGUUGCUGCCUGUGCGCUGAAUCCGCCGACGGAUGCGUUGACUGUUGCGCAUGUCACGGGUCAUCCACGCUCUCGCUUCGCAGACUUCUUGGGGCUAUUGGAUACCUUUGGCUUUGCAGUGACACAAUCAGACUAUAUCCCCUGGAAAUCUGCUUUGGAGACGCAUGUGGAGGGUAGCAAGGAGAAUGCACUUUACCCACUCUUGCAUUUCGUUACUGAAGAUUUACCGUCGAGUACGAAAGCACCGGAGAUGGAUGAUCGGCAUGCACGAGAGGCGUUGGUCAGGGAUAAGCGGUAUACAGGAGUUGAUGUGAGUGCUGGACGGGGUGUGCAGGAAGCAGAGAUGGGUGUCAUGUUGGCCUUUUUGGUACAGAUUGGUUUCUUGGAUGCGCCAACGGUGGAGGGCCGCAAGUCAUUACCGGCGUUGGUGGUGCCUGAGCCUGUGUUGAGCAAGUUUGCGAGUGCUGGUGGACGUGGUUCUGCACACUAG
Protomyces lactucae-debilis is the source of this 3969-nucleotide messenger RNA. RefSeq names its product L-aminoadipate-semialdehyde dehydrogenase. Gene Ontology annotation, biological process: L-lysine biosynthetic process. Bases 1 to 3969 code for a protein of 1322 amino acids. Lineage: Eukaryota; Fungi; Ascomycota; Taphrinomycetes; Taphrinales; Protomycetaceae. The transcript has 2 exons. The record is from RefSeq and is a predicted model, not a curated record. Gene Ontology annotation, molecular function: L-aminoadipate-semialdehyde dehydrogenase [NAD(P)+] activity.